AUGGCGACACACCUGGUUUCAACGACGCUAUUAGCGACGGCACUCUCUGCGGUAUCGAAUAUACUGGCGCAAUGGCUGAAGGCGUAUCGGGAAGAAAAGCUUUCAUUCAGCAUAUCUCUCCGUCCGCUUCUCCAGUUCGCCAUCUUCACCCUCCUCUCCUCCCCGCCGAACAUACUAUGGCAGGAUUUCCUCGAGGAUCGGUUUCCAGGCUAUCGGAUCGCCGCCGCCUCGGAGACGCAGAUCCUCGAUAGGUCGAACACCGCCCGCAAGCUCCUGUUCGAUCAGACCCUGGGCGCGUUCGUCAACACGAUAGCCUUUGUUGCUGCCAUGGCCGCGUUGAAAGGGAAGGGUGCAAAGGCCGUGCAAAAGCGGGUUGAAAGGAGUUUUGCAUUGCAGGACACGGUACCACUGAUGAUCAACAGCUGGAAACUGUGGCCGCUGGUCGCCCUGUUCAACUUCAUCUACGUCCCCGUGCAUCGAAGGGUCAUCGUCUCAAGUGUCGUCGGUCUGUUCUGGGGAAUAUACCUUUCCCUCUUUGCCGCGCUGGACUGA
Molecule: messenger RNA, 552 nt
Organism: Exophiala spinifera
Lineage: Eukaryota; Fungi; Ascomycota; Eurotiomycetes; Chaetothyriales; Herpotrichiellaceae
Exons: 3
Coding region: 1-552 (183 amino acids)
Cellular component (GO): cytoplasm; membrane
Source: RefSeq, a predicted model, not a curated record